AGGUACAUAUUAACUACAUCUGUGGUAAAGUGUGUGUUCAAUUUCGUAGGAUUAAUAUAUUUUUUGCGUUAAUACGUAAAAAAAUUAAGGAAUCCCUAUUAUUACAUGUUAGAAAAUGGUUGAUCCCAUAUUCGAUUACCAAUUUAGACUUAUUUUAAUCGGAGACAGCACCGUCGGCAAAAGUUCGCUUCUGAAAUACUUUACAGAUGGAAAAUUUGCUGAGUUGUCGGAUCCCACCGUUGGAGUAGAUUUCUUUGCGCGUAUUAUUGAAGUACAGGAUGGUACGCGAAUCAAAUUACAAUUGUGGGAUACUGCUGGUCAAGAAAGAUUUAGAUCAAUAACAAAAUCAUAUUAUAGAAAUUCAGUGGGCGCUCUUCUAGUUUACGAUGUUUGUAAUAGAUCAAGCUUUGAGCAUAUUCCCCUAUGGAUGAUGGAAGCCAAACGUCACAUAGAACCACAUAGACCUGUAUUUGCUCUUGUUGGGUGUAAAGUAGAUCUUGUUGGAACAGAUUCUAAAAAUGGUGCACGGAGAGAGGUUUCCUGUGAAGAGGCUAGGAUGUUUGCAGAAGAAAAUGGCUUACAUCAUGUUGAGACUUCAGCAAAGACAGGGGUAAAUGUUGAACAAGCAUUUAUCCUUGUUGCUCAAGAAGUUUAUAACCGGAUUCAAACAGGCGAAUAUAAAGUUGAGGAUGGUUGGGAUGGUAUAAAAUCUGGUUUCAAUCGACCAAAUGGUAUGGACUUUAACCUUCUUGAAGCUGAAACUGUACAAUCUACAUGCUGCUAAUUGUUGUAUAUAAUUGGAUUAUAAACCUUAGUCACUUAAAACUUUGGUUUUGUCUUAUCCACUGUUUUAAGAGAAUUUGGUGUUAAGUGAUAUAAUGGCAAAUAUGUAGAUAUUAUGCACAGUAAAUUAAGUAUAGUGUACAUUCUAGUAUAUCUGUACUAACUAGAUGUUCUUAUAAUCUAUUAAUACUAUUACAUUAUCUCAAAUACAAUAAGGUUUUCAAUAGGCAUUUGAUAUAGUCUGCUUUUUACAAAUUGCACAAAUGUUUUUACUACUAAUUAUAUUUUGCUUUUUUCUGUAGUAUAUUAUAUACAGUUCAUAGUGUGCUAGAAACAUGACUUCCACUCAUUAAAAUAUAGCAGAGAUUGUGCUAUGUAUAUUUAUUAAAAUUAAAAAUACAUAGAUUAUAAAAAUUUGGCAGAAAUUUAAAAAAAAUAACAAAUUAAAUGCAAAAUCUUCUUGUAAAUAUUUUAUUAGCACUUACCACAAUCCCACAAAACAACCAAAGAGUUGGAUCUUUUGUUAUUUAUUUUUACUUCACAAUUAAAUUUAAGUCUAACAUUUACUAACAAAACCUACAUUAUGUAGUAGAAUUUUGUACCUGCAGUCUAACAUUGUCAUAUUAUUAUUGUUAAAUUAAUAAGAAAGAAAAUUGUUAAAUUAUUCAAGUCAAAACUAUCCUUAAAGGACAACCAUUUCUGUAUGUUUUAAAUUUAUUGAAAAGGAACAAAAAUAAUUACAGAUUUAAAAGCCUCAUUAAAAUAAAAAAAAACUUGCUUUAUUGUAUAAAACAAUGAGAAUUAAUUUUGGCAACCAUUUUGCAGUCCUUUUUAUUUCAAUAGUUAAGUAAAAGCUUUGUGCUUGUAAUUAAUCUUUAUUUUUACUAUUGACUUUAUUAAAUUACAAUCCCCCCCCAGACCCCAGAGCAGGUUUUUUUUUAUUUUAUUGGUUGGGCUUUCAUUUGUUUUCCUAUAAUCACUGUAUUAUUUAUAUAAUACUGCAAGAUGUGAAUUUGUAUUUCUUCUUACUCUUACAAUAAAAAUAAUUUUUAACUAAAUAUAGCUCACAGAAGUUGUACAAUGUACAGUUUGAAAAUCCAAAUACAUAAUUGAUUAGGUGUUAAUUAAUUAUACAUUGUGUAACAAAAAGGUGCAGGUCUUUAUAAAUAAUUAUUAAAUAAAAGUGUUUUACAUUA
This is a messenger RNA of Pieris brassicae (large cabbage white), 1979 nucleotides long. RefSeq names its product ras-related protein Rab-39B (gene Rab39). Gene Ontology annotation, molecular function: GTP binding; GTPase activity. Gene Ontology annotation, biological process: Rab protein signal transduction. Gene Ontology annotation, cellular component: Golgi membrane. The transcript has 3 exons. Lineage: Eukaryota; Metazoa; Arthropoda; Insecta; Lepidoptera; Pieridae. Bases 116 to 784 code for a protein of 222 amino acids. The record is from RefSeq and is a predicted model, not a curated record.